This is a messenger RNA of Dermacentor silvarum, 2182 nucleotides long. RefSeq lists its product as uncharacterized. The record is from RefSeq and is a predicted model, not a curated record. Bases 19 to 1740 code for a protein of 573 amino acids. NCBI's taxonomy places the organism in Eukaryota, Metazoa, Arthropoda, Arachnida, Ixodida, Ixodidae. The transcript has a single exon.
AAGCACAAGGUAGAGGCAAUGGAAGAUAUUGAAAAGGACUGUGUCCUUUUCAUGGACGAGAUGGAGAUAAGUCAGGGCUUUGAUCACGAUCGGUCCCUUGAUUGCCUUUUCGGUGGCACUACAUUGCCUGAAGCGACUGCAGAUGUUGCUAACCACGCCCUUGUAUUCAUGGUUGGAGGACUGAACACACGGUGGAAACAAGUAAUUGCAUAUCAUUUCACUGCACGCUCAGUUGAUGGGAAAGCUCUGAAGGACCUCGUCUUCAAUUUGAUUGAACUUUGUUUCAACAUCACACUAAGAGUGCUUGUUGUUACAAGUGAUAUGGGAGCUGCCAACCGUGCAGUCUGGCGCCUUCUUGGCUUCUCAAGCCAUAGGCACUCUGAGACUGUGUGCUCUGUUUCACACCCACACCUUGAAGGUAGGCAGCUAUAUUUUAUGGCUGAUCCAGCCCACGUCCUGAAGAAUAUUCGUGCUCAACUGCUCCGUGUGAAGACAUUCACUCUAGGAGAAGCAACUAUACGUGAGCACAAGCUUACAGCAGGAACUGUGAACAUAGACCAUGUCGAAGCUGUUCUCACACAUGACAGAGACAAGGAGCUCAAGAUUGCCAGCAGGCUCUCCGACGUCCACAUCAGCCUUGGACACUUCACGACAAUGAAAGUGAACAUUGCUGUUCAAAUGUUCCGUGAGGCUCCACCGGCUAUACGUUAUCUGAUUAAGCAAGGAAUCUUACCUCCUGAAGCGGAGGCGACGGCGUGGUUUUUUGAACUUGUCAGUAGGUGGUACACCUUGAUGUCGUCACGGCAUCCAGUUGUUGCUUUGAGCAAUUUCGAUCUUUCCAAACACAAGGAAGCAACUGAACUCCUUGGACUAGCUUGUGCCACCUUCUGUGGACUAAAUAUGGGACUUACUGCACACUGGAAGCCGUCACAAGCUGGCCUUUUGGUGUCAACUACUGUUGUCCUGCGUCUUUCUCAUGAGCUUCUGAACAAGCUCAAUUACAAGUACUUGCUAACUGGUAGAUUGUCACAGGAUUGUCUCGAAAACAUCUUUUCUGUAUUGAGGCUCAGAAAACCUGUGCCGAGCGCAUAUGAUGUCAAGUGUGCCUUAAAGCUUAUCUGCGUUGGCCAGUUUGUAAACACACCGACAUCAUCUAGCUAUGGUGUUGAUGACAGCACGCACCUGGCUGACCUUCUUGACCCCAGUUUCAAACAGGAUCAAGUGGAAGGUCAGGAGCCCGAGGAGCUUGAGAACUUGUUUGUUUAUGCACUUACCACAGAAGAGUGCGAUAUCCUUGCCUACUUGGGAGGCUUUUUGCUGAAGUCAGUCAUCGGUUUUCUUGGAGAGUGCAAAGACUGUGAAAGAGCCCUGGUUGGUGAUGCAACAGGCCAGUACAAUGCUCUUAUACAGCUGAAAGAGUAUGUCAAGAAUAGCGGAAAGCUCAUCCAGCCAAGCCAAACAGUGAUGCAAGUUUUAAUCGAAUGUGAGGAAAACUUUAAGACUUUCGCAAACAUGAAUGAGAUCCUGACUCUCAAAGCUCCAUUUACAGGUAUCCUGAGUGCCUUGCGGAAGUCUGUGGCUAUGAGAUUAGGGUGUUGUGAUGCGCAUGAAUCAAGGGCAUGCAAAAUGCUCCUUGAGAAGUAUGUGAGGACAAGACUUAAGAUUCAUCUCCGACAGCAGCAUGCGCAGAGGGUGAACGGACAGUCCAGCAAAACCUGUGCCGCUGCUAAUCUUAUCUGAGCCGUGUGUGGCGUCUCAGUGGUUAAUUUAAUGCUGCUGUGGUUGUGUGAUGUGUUUGCAGAAGUGUUUGACGUGUGCCUCUGGAUGUCUUUUUAACGCCUCGAGCAGGUGGGGCAUUCACUAAAAUGUUUCGCACCAAAGCUCUUUGUUCAUUGCUUAGUGUACUGAAAAACAGCAUGCUUCCAUGCGUUCUAGCUGCUAAUAUUGACUUUACCUGAAUGCAGCAUCACUAGUAUCAGAUUAACUUUCUUUAAUGCUUGUCUUUUUCGUAUGGCUGUAACAUAUUUUGUUGACAGAUAUCAUUGGCAGUCUUGAUUUCAGUGAUGUGUUGUAUCCUGCGACUGCACAUUUGUGCUGAGAAAAUAUGUGAGAAUACUUCGAAGGCGUAUUGCUAUUGCAUAAUCAGAAAGUGACUAUGUGCACCAGAAUUUAAUGGCGCAAG